This is a messenger RNA of Aphidius gifuensis, 1270 nucleotides long. RefSeq names its product ribosome maturation protein SBDS (gene Sbds). Lineage: Eukaryota; Metazoa; Arthropoda; Insecta; Hymenoptera; Braconidae. Gene Ontology annotation, biological process: cytosolic ribosome assembly; ribosome biogenesis. The record is from RefSeq and is a predicted model, not a curated record. The transcript is spliced from 2 exons. The coding region runs from base 305 to 1063 and encodes 252 amino acids.
AUAUGGCUGCUAUGAACAGCUGUGAUUCUUGAACUUUUUUUUGUGUUACUAAUAUAAAUAUUUAUUAAUAAAUAAUUAGAGGCUUAUAAUAUUUAUACAGAGAAAAAAAUUUGUUUUAGAUUAGUAUUUUUCUUUAUAUAAAAAUAAAAUAUCUGCAGUUGAUAAAACAGUAAGUGAGGUUAGGUGAAGAUUGAAGAAAAGGAAAAAAAUUAUUAUUACUGUUUUUAAUCAGCUUGGAUAAUCUUCAAGAAAAGUCUAGAUAAAGUGAGAAAGUUUGACAAAUUAAACAAAAUAAUCAACAAUAAUGUCGAAAAUAUUUGAUCCAACAAAUCAAAAAAGACAUACAAAUAUUGCUGUUGUUAGAAUAAAAAAAAAUAAAAUACAAUUUGAAAUUGCAUGCUACAAAAAUAAAAUUGUAUCAUGGAGAAAGGGAUUAGAAAAAAAUAUUGAUGAAGUACUGCAAAUACAUGAUGUAUUUAUGAGUGUAUCAAAAGGAAGGUCUGCAAGUAAGGAUGAUUUAUUAAAAGCAUUUGGUACAUGUAAUGUAACAGAUAUAUGUAAAGAAAUACUUGAUAAAGGUGAAUUUCAAGUAUCAGAAAAAGAACGUCAUGCAGCACUUGAGUUAAUGUUUAAAGAUAUUGCAACAACAAUUGCUGAAAAAUGUGUUAAUCCAGUUACAAAAAGGCCAUAUCCAGUAACAAUGAUUGAAAAAGCUAUGAAAGAUAUACAUUAUUCAGUUAAACAAAAUAGAAAUGCUAAGCAACAAGCAUUAGAUAUAAUACCACAAUUAAAAAAUAUUAUGGAACUUGAAAGAGCACAAAUGCGUUUACGUGUUAUAAUACAUGGUAAAGAUGCACGUAAAUUACGUGAUAAUAUUGUUAAAUUAUCUAAAAAACUUGAAAAUGAAAAUUGGGAUUCUGGUACUGUUAAUUUAAUUUGUUUAAUUGAUCCUGGUCAAUAUCGUGUUAUUGAUGAUUUAGUUAGAACUGAAACAAAAGGACAAGGUGUACUUGAAUUAUUAAAUCUUAAAGAAAUAACUGAGGGUGAUGAAUUACUUGAAUAAUUUAUUAAUUAAUAAAAUUUUUAAAUAAUUUAAUACUCAAUAAUCAUCCACAGCUGGUUCUGAAUUUUUUUCUUUAAUUUCCCUUUUUUUUGUUAAUAAUAAGAAAAAUAAUAAUAAUAAUAUAAAACAUAUACAUUUUUUUUUUUUUUUUUUUCAAUUUAUAACAAAUAAAUAAAUAAUAAAUAAAUGGAAAAAAAUGAUUGAAAA